Silurus meridionalis is the source of this 6398-nucleotide messenger RNA. It is a transcript of the gene gbf1, whose product is annotated as golgi brefeldin A resistant guanine nucleotide exchange factor 1. Gene Ontology annotation, biological process: regulation of ARF protein signal transduction. The record is from RefSeq and is a predicted model, not a curated record. Gene Ontology annotation, molecular function: guanyl-nucleotide exchange factor activity. Bases 211 to 5826 code for a protein of 1871 amino acids. The transcript is spliced from 42 exons. NCBI's taxonomy places the organism in Eukaryota, Metazoa, Chordata, Actinopteri, Siluriformes, Siluridae.
CAUCAAGCUAGGUUGCACUUCACGCUUUUCCACGUCAGUAAGUUCACUUGCACUACCGGCUUGCUAACCAUAGCGACAUAAGAGACCGUGACAGCUUCAGAUCCAGCGGAAUAACCUGGGCAUGUCGUGAAACUGCUUCAACGCUCUUAGCUCUUCCUCGCUUGCUAGCCACUGAACGCCAUUUUGGAUUCGCAUCUGUACAGAUUCGCGAUGGUGGACAAGAAUAUAUACAUCAUCCAGGGGGAGAUUGCAACAGUGGUUGGUGCCAUCAAGAGAAACUCCAGAUGGAGUACACAUACACCACUGGACGAAGAGCAGGAUCCCCUCCUCAGCAGUUUCAGUCAACUUAAGGAGACGCUGAACAUUGUUAAAGACCUCUCCGAAGUGGAGCCCAAUGUCUUUCUUCGACCCUUCUUGGAAGUUGUUCGCUCGGAGGACACAACCGGACCAAUCACAGGCCUCGCUCUCACUUCCGUCAACAAGUUUCUCUCUUACGGCCUCAUAGAUGCCAAUCAUGAAGGAGCAGCAGAGGGGAUUGAGAACAUGGCUGAUGCGGUCACUCAUGCAAGAUUCGUGGGGACAGACCCUGCUAGUGAUGAAGUGGUGCUCAUGAAAAUCCUCCAGGUUUUGAGGACUUUGCUGCUGACUCCAGUGGGAGCCCAUCUGACAAACGAGUCUGUGUGUGAGAUCAUGCAGUCCUGCUUCCGCAUUUGCUUUGAGAUGAGACUAAGUGAGCUGCUGAGGAAAUCAGCCGAACACACGCUGGUGGACAUGGUGCAGCUGCUCUUCUCCAGAUUACCACAGUUUAAAGAGGAGGCUAAAAGUUUUGUGGGCACAAACAUGAAGAAGGCUUACAAUAUCUUAUGGAAAAACAAACGAGUGCAGCUGAAGAUGCGCGCUGGUGGAAUGUCCGAAUCGUCCAAGUGGAAGAAACAAAAGCGGUCUCCUCGUCCCUCGCAUCACAUGGUGCGCAGCCCCUCAGGACAGAUGGACCAGGCCCAGCUCAGCGCUCUCAGCAACAACCUCUCAGGUGGAGUGCCGUUUAUUGAGCAACAAGAUGAUGGAUCUACCAUACUGCCCGUUUCAGACAGUGUAGCUUCCUCCCUCUCUAGCCCUACUGCAGACAGUGGACUUUCCAACUGGUCUAAAGCCACAUCUAAAGAAGACCUCACAGACCUGGAGAGCUGCUCCACAGCCACUACUCCAAGCACAGCAGCUUCUACUGACGCUUGUAUGCUCGACACUCAGAGUGAGGGUAGACCGGUAGAACGUACUCAGUCUGCCUCAGUUGAAUCCAUUCCUGAGGUGCUUGAGGACCGAGAUUCAUUAAUGGAUCAGUCUGACUCUGCAUCAGUGCAUGACAUGGACUAUGUAAAUCCCAGAGGAGUGCGCUUCACUCAGUCUUCCCAGAAAGAGGGUGUAGCUUUAAUCCCAUAUGGACUUCCAUGUCUGAGAGAGCUCUUCCGCUUUCUCAUUUCUCUCACCAACCCUCACGACCGCCACAACUCGGAUGUGAUGAAGCACAUGGGUUUGCAGCUGCUCAACGUGGCUCUGGAGGCCACACACAUCGCUCCAUACCAGUCACUUCUGGUCCUAGUCAAAGAUGAACUCUGCAGACAUCUCAUACAGUUAAUAAGCGAAGAGCGAAUGAAUUUGUAUGCUGCCUCAAUCCGAGUCUGCUUCCUCCUGUUUGAGAGCAUGCGUGGACAUCUCAAAUUUCAGCUCGAGAUUUAUUUGAAGAAGCUAAUGGACAUCAUUACCUCAGAGAACCCAAAGAUGCCCUAUGAAAUGAAGGAAAUGGCCCUUGAGGCAGUUGUGCAGCUGUGGAGAAUCCCUAGCUUCGUGACUGAGCUUUAUAUUAACUAUGACUGUGAUUUCUACUGUUCCAACCUUUUUGAGGACCUCACCAAACUGCUCUCCAAGAAUGCUUUUCCAGUCUCUGGACAGCUCUACACAACCCAUCUUCUUUCACUUGAAGCUCUGUUAACUGUAAUAGACAGCACAGAGGCUCACUGUCAGGCCAAAGUGAUGACCAGAGCUGCUGAGCAGGAGCACUCAGAAACUUUAACAGCUGAAGCAGAGGCCCCUGUCUACAAUACUACAGAUGCAGCAACAGAGGCUGGCAAGACUUUGUUUGGUUUAAAUGGACAGACUGCGUUAGAGUCAGGAGCUCCAUCAGUGUGUCCUCCAACCAGUGGACAUCUAAUGGCUCAGAAGAUGAAGCUGGGUAGACAAGACCAGGAAGAGACUGAUUCAGCUGAAAAGAAAAGCCCUAAAAAGCCUCACCGUUUCACAAGUUGUUUCCCGGACUCCCAGGAACUGAUUAACAUCAAAAACAAGAAAAAGCUUCUCAUCACAGGAACAGAGCAGUUCAAUCAAAAGCCUAAGAAGGGGAUCCAGUUUCUGCAGGAAAAAGGUCUCCUGAGUAGCCCAAUGGACACCGGUGAAGUGGCUCAGUGGCUUAGAGAAAACCCUCGACUGGACAAGAAGAUGAUUGGAGAAUUCAUAAGUGACAGGAACAACACGGAGUUGCUCGACAGUUUUGUCAACACAUUCGCUUUUCAAGGGCUGCGUAUAGACGAGGCUCUGCGUUUGUAUCUGGAGGCUUUCCGACUUCCUGGCGAAGCGCCGGUCAUUCAUCGGCUCUUGGAGACCUUCACUGACAACUGGCAUAAAGUAAACGGGAAUCCCUUCUUGACGAACGAUGCUGGUUUUGCAUUGGCCUACGCGGUCAUUAUGUUAAACACGGAUCAACACAACCACAACGUCCGCAAGCAGAACAUCCCCAUGACCGUAGAGCAAUUCAAGAAGAAUUUGAAAAAUGUGAAUGGUGGUACAGAUUUUGAUCAGGACAUGCUGGAGGAUAUCUACAAUGCCAUCAAGAAUGAAGAAAUUGUUAUGCCUGAUGAACAGAAAGGCCUGGUAAAGGAGAACUAUGUGUGGAGUGUGUUGCUACACAGAGGAGCCACAUCUGAGGGGAUCUUCCUCCAUGUGCCUCCCGGCAGCUACGAUCACGACCUAUUCACGAUGACCUGGGGCCCGACAAUUGCUGCCCUUUCCUAUGUGUUCGACAAGAGCUUAGAGGACGCUAUUAUCCAAAAAGCCAUUGCGGGCUUCAGGAAAUGCGCAAUGAUCUCAGCACACUAUGGCUUCAGCGACGUUUUUGAUAAUUUAAUCAUCUCUCUUUGCAAGUUUACUACGCUCAACAGUGAGUCUGUAGAAAACCUGCCCACAGUUUUUGGCAGCAAUGCCAAGGCUCAGAUAGCAGCAAAGACAGCGUUUAACCUCGCUCAUCGGCACGGUGAUAUCUUGCGAGAGGGUUGGAAGAACAUCAUGGAUGCUAUGCUACAGCUCUUCAGGGCUGAGCUCUUACCCAAGUCCAUGGUAGAGGUUGAGGAUUUUGUAGACCCGAAUGGAAUGAUCUCUCUACAGCGUGUGGAGACGCCAUCAAACAGGGGAGAGUCCGCUGUGUUGAGCUUUGUUAAUUGGUUGACACUGAGUGGUGGAGCGGAGCAGUCAGGACAACGAGGCCCCUCUGCCGAGAAUCAGGAGGCCAAGCAGGCUGCCCUGCUCUGUAUAAAGCAUUGUGAUCCUGAGAAACUGAUCACAGAAAGCAAGUUCCUGCAGCUGGAAUCUCUGCAAGAGCUAAUGAAGGCUCUUAUCUCAGUGACUCCUGAUGAAGAGACGUAUGAUGAAGAAGAUGCUGCUUUCUGUCUAGAGAUGCUUCUUCGCAUAGUUCUAGAAAAUAGGGACCGGGUAUCGUGUGUGUGGCAGACUGUACGUGCCCGUUUGUAUCACCUGUGUGUGCAUGCCAACGAGAGCUGCUUCCUGGUAGAAAGGGCUGUAGUGGGGCUGCUGAGACUUGCUAUACGAUUGCUGCGACGGGAGGAUAUCAGCUCACAGGUAUUGCUUUCCUUGCGGCUGCUCCUGAUGAUGAAGCCUCAUGUGUUGUCCAGAGUUAGUCGAGAGAUUGCCUAUGGCCUGCACGAGCUGCUCAAAACCAAUGCUGCCAAUAUCCACUGCACCGAUGACUGGUACACCCUUUUUACGCUGCUGGAGUGCAUCGGUGCCGGAGUCAAACCUCCAGCCGCACUGCAGGUCACCAGCAGCAGCCCUGACAGUGACACAGGUGCUCAGUCUGACAGUGAAGUGAGCUCAUACCACCAGAGUGAAGUCACUUUGGACCGAGGCUAUACCUCUGACUCCGAGGUUUACACCGAACACAGCAAACCCAGAAUGCUCCGCUCCUCCACUGAAGUUGAAGUCGGAUGGCUAGUGGUUGGUAAGGAUGACCUGGACAGCAGUAAGGCCCUACUUGCUCCAGACUCUAAAAUUCAAGCUCCUCUGAUUAACCAGUACAGUUUAACCUUGGGUCAGGACAUGGGCCUGCAUGACACCAAGUCUCUCAUCAAGUGUGUGGAGUCACUGUCUUUUAUUGUACGCGACGCCGCACACGUCACACCUGAGAACUUUGAGCUUUGUGUGAAAGCAAUUCGAGUGUUUGUGGAAGCCAGUCUUAAUGGAGGUUAUCGCACACACGAGAAAAAAAAGAGCCACAAAUACGACUCAAAAGCCAGUCGGCUACGGAAGAAGCCAAGAGAGAAAGAGGGUGUGUCCCGCCGAGCUAAACCCACCAGUCAGCGGCCGUCCCGUUCCCACAGUGACGAUGAGGAGGACGAGGGGGUGCCAGCCAGCUACCAUACGGUGUCUUUACAGGUUAGUCAGGACUUAUUAGAUUUGAUGCAUACACUGCACACGCGGGCAGCCAGUAUCUAUAGCUCAUGGGCAGAAGAACAGCGCCAUCUGGAGGCAGGUGGAAAGAAGAUUGAAGCUGACUCUCAGACACUCUGGUCAAGUUGCUGGUGUCCUUUGCUCCAAGGUAUGGCCUGGCUGUGCUGUGACGCUAGGAGGCAAGUUCGGAUGCAGGCCCUCACUUACCUCCAGAGGGCGCUACUUGUACAUGAUCUGCAAACACUGGAUGCUGUGGAGUGGGAAUCCUGUUUCAACAAGGUCCUGUUUCCGCUGCUGACUAAGCUCUUGGACAACAUCAGUCCAGCAGAUGUCGGUGGCAUGGAGGAGACCAGGAUGAGGGCCUGUACACUGCUCUCCAAGGUGUUCCUCCAGCAUCUCUCACCACUGCUUUCUCUGCCCACUUUUGCUGCGCUCUGGCUUACCAUCCUAGACUUCAUGGACAAGUACAUGCACGCUGGCUCCAGUGAUCUCUUGUUGGAGGCGAUCCCCGAGUCUUUGAAGAACAUGCUUUUGGUGAUGGACACAGCUGGGAUCUUCCACAAUGCAGACUCGCGUACAGGCUACUCUGAUCUGUGGGAGAUCACAUGGGAGAGAAUUGACUGCUUCCUGCCCCAUCUCCGAGAGGAGCUUUUUAAACAAGCGGUCAUGCCAGAACCUGUCCCUAGUGUUCCUGUAGAACCUGCCCCUGCUUCUGUUCCUAUUUCUUCACCCUCCCCUCCUGUGCCAUUCCCUGCACCAGUGCCAACUGCCUCACCAGAGCCAAAGACCCCCAGCAGACCUGCAUCUCCUCAGGACAUACAAACACCCAGUGCCAACGGAAAUGACAGAUCGUCUCCAGUGCCCCCCUCCACCCCUCCAAUGCCCACCCCAGUUAAAAGCUCAUCUGACACUAUGCCUACUCUCACUCAGUCUCCUCUAAUACUCCAACCCCUAGCAUCUCCACUGCAGGUCGGCGUGCCGCCCAUGACACUGCCAAUCAUCCUAAAUCCCGCCCUCAUCGAAGCCACAUCUCCUGUACCCCUGCUUUCAGUGCCUCGUCCGACUGAACCGAUCGACACUUCAGAGGUCAAAUAGAACCACAAGAUCGUCCUUGAGCAUCUGGAAGAGGACAAUGGAGAAUUGGAGACACUGGUGUUCUCUCUCUUUGCAUUGACAUGCUCCAACUGGAUGCACGAUCAGCACAAAUGAGUACAUUACAUAAGGCCAGGACCUAAAAAGAUUGAAGUCAGAGUGAAAGUGCACCCCCUCUAAUAAACAUGCCCAUGCUAAGGUAUAUUACACUCAGUGCUGUUGAUCAUACGAUCCUACAUUAAACCAGUUUGCAGAAAUAUUUAUUCAGAUUAGCAAUGCACAACUGGAACACGAUGGACAGUCCUAGAACGAGAACCGGGGUUUAUAUUUCUACUAAUUUGUGCAGAGAUAAUGUAUUGAAGCUACAGUGUCUUACACUACUCCAAAAAUCUAUUGGAACAAUUAUAGCGGUAAAUAAUUUGGUUGAGCUUCAGCAUGAUCUGUACUGAGCGUGUUUUGUUUUUGAGGCAUCACAACUGCAGGAGAAUGGAGAUGGAUCUAGCAUUAACUCUCCUCACCACUCGAUAUAAUUUAAAGUGUACAGUAACAUUAAACAGACAUAAUUUAUGAUCACA